This is a messenger RNA of Arvicanthis niloticus (Nile rat), 1079 nucleotides long. Its product is annotated as olfactory receptor 14C36-like. The record is from RefSeq and is a predicted model, not a curated record. Gene Ontology annotation, biological process: G protein-coupled receptor signaling pathway. NCBI's taxonomy places the organism in Eukaryota, Metazoa, Chordata, Mammalia, Rodentia, Muridae. Gene Ontology annotation, cellular component: membrane. Gene Ontology annotation, molecular function: G protein-coupled receptor activity; olfactory receptor activity.
CUGAAAUGAUGACUUGUACAAUUCAUUAUAGACAAGAAUAUUUGACUGACUUAUCUGUAGGAUUUUGAAUAUUUAUAGUGAACAACACAGAGCUUCAUUCUCAUUUUUGAGUAAAGAUCUAUUCCUGGAUAGACCUUUAUUUUGAGAGUAUGGCCAACUUCACUCUGGUGACUGAGUUCCUCCUGGAAGUGUUUGCUGAGACUUGGGAGCUCAGGAUCCUACUCAGUGUGCUGUUCCUGCUGGUGUAUCUGGGCAGCCUGUUAGGGAAUCUUACCAUUAUCAUUGCUGCUACAAUUGACCAGACCCUGAACACACCCAUGUACUUCUUCCUCAGGAAUCUUUCCAUUUUAGACAUGGGGUAUGCAUCUGUUACUGUGCCCAAUGCUUGUAUCAACUCUUUCUUUGAUCACAGGAACAUUUCUAUGGGUGGGUGUGCAGCACAGAUCUUUUUGUUCUUCUUUUGUGCAUGUGUAGAGAUUCAGUUUCUCACCAUCAUGGCCCAGGACCGCUAUGUGGCCAUCUGCAAGCCUCUUCUCUACCCUAUAAUUAUGAACCAUCAGUUCUGUGGUCAGAUGACAGUGGCUUCUCUACUUAGCUCUCUUAUCCUUGCAAGUGUGCACACUUUCAAAACUUUCCAGCUGUCCUUCUGCCACUCUAAUAUAGUCCCUCAGUUCUUCUGUGAUAUCCCAUCUUUGCUGAGGCUUUCUUGCUCUGACACCUUUAUCAACCAACUCUUACUUCUUCUGUCUGCCAUUGGGCUCAGUGGUAGCUGCUUUACCUUCAUUGCCAUAUCAUAUGUUCGCAUAUUAUCAACUGUCCUAAAGGUUCCUGUCAAAGGAGAGAGAGGAAAAGCCUUUUCCACCUGUGUCCCUCACAUUAUUGUGGUGUGUGUGUUUCUUAGUUCUGGGGCCUAUGCAUAUCUAAGACCUCCAGCAAUCUCAGAUAUAAUGAAGGAUAUGACUCUUUCUGUAUUUUAUACUAUUGUUCCACCAUUCUUAAACCCUAUUAUCUAUAGUCUUAGAAACAAACAGAUAAAGAAGGCUGUGAAGAAAGUAAUAUUCAGAAUUUUUCAUAGAUGA